AUGUAUUAAAAAGGUUAAUAAUUAUUAUUAAUUUAAGCAAAUUCAUUAAUUUAAUUAAAUAAGUUAUAGGAUGCAUAAUAAAUCUACUAAGAAAUAAUUUCAAUUAAUCCAAAACAUGAAAUAUCUUUAUAAAAAUUGGGUAUUUUGAUAAUUAUAAUAUUAAGGUGAUAUCUUAUUAAAUUAAAAGUUUUAUUUGUAAGCUUAACAGUAUUAUGAAAAAUUUAUUUCAAUAAAUUUAAAUAAUUCAAUAGUCUAAUUUGGAAUAGGUUUUAUUUUUAUUAAUUAUCUUAAGGGGAAUGUUUAAGAUAAACUUAUUAAUAUAAUCAUGCUUUAUAAUACUAUCUAAAAGCCAUUUAAUUAGAUUCAUCUAAUAAAGAAUUUUUUUAUUAUUAUGGUAAAAUUUCAAUCUUUAAAUUAUUAAGGAGAUUGUCUAAGUUCAUUAUAAAGAUAUCAAGAGGCUAUUGAUAUAUAUGAUUAAGUAUUAAUCAAAGAUCAAAAUCAUGUAGAUGCAAUUGCAGGAAAAGGUAUCAAAAUAAUAUAUUAAAUAUUUAAAGGAAUAUGUCUAUUAUAAAUAGAGUACUUUAUAAUUAUUGGAUAUUUAGGUAGGAUUGAUGAAGCAUAAAUAAAUAUAUAAAAGUCAUUAAAUUGAAAAACAGUUGUUUAUUAGGAUUAUAUGGAUAUGGUAAAAUUUGAGUGGAAUAUGUUAGGAAUUUAUUUAUUGUUUAUUGAUUAAAAAGAAGAAGCUAUUUAAUAUUUUGAUCAAGCUUUGGCCAUAAAUCCAUAACAUGUGAAUUCAUUAUGG
Molecule: messenger RNA, 802 nt
Organism: Paramecium primaurelia
Lineage: Eukaryota; Ciliophora; Oligohymenophorea; Peniculida; Parameciidae
Source: the annotation of a GenBank genome assembly